Acanthosepion pharaonis is the source of this 1476-nucleotide messenger RNA. The record is from the annotation of a GenBank genome assembly. NCBI's taxonomy places the organism in Eukaryota, Metazoa, Mollusca, Cephalopoda, Sepiida, Sepiidae.
AUGCUGAAAGAAAAGAUUUAUGCUUGGUACCCCCAAGUCGAUGUUGUUGAUUACACAGCAGUAAAACCAGACUCAUAUGAAAUUGAGUGUCUGUAUCGACAAGCGACCAAUCAACACCUCGAAAAGUACCGCCCUUCCGAUAUCAACGUCCCAACGAUCGGUUUCCGGAUCAGCCGGAAGACGGCACAAGAAGAAGAAAAACAAUUGUCCCCCGUUGAGUUUCUGAGACGAUGUAAAAGCGUCCCUCUUCUCCAGCCGGAACCGUGUGAUGAGCUUGAUUCACGCCAGUUAACAAGCGAUGCUCGUUCCAAACCGGAAACUAAAACGCCACCCGCAAUCCCGAACACCGAGCAACCGACGAACGAAGUGUCUUCCCCUAAAUCAAACCAGCAUUUGCAAACGCCUACUCAAAGUUCGUUAGUAGUAAACUUUGAUUCUAAAUCUUCGACAAGGGUUCGCCCUUACUCAGCGUCCGUGGAGACCGGAAAUAAACCUGAUGAGAAACAAUGUAUUCGGAAAAUCUUGUCAGCGCGAAUAAAUCGACAUUCUAAAACGCAGCGAUCUGUCGACUCGCCCACGAUAGUUGUAACUCCUCCUGAUGGCGCCGUUGGUAACACUGACAUCACUAAAGCUUCACUCUUAAAAUCAUCUAUACCAGCCCCAGGAAAUAUUCUUAAAAAUUCCGCUAACGGUGUCUUUGGAUCCCGAAACAGAGCAAGUAGUUUCUCGAGCCGUGUGUAUCGGCCCAGGAUAACAUCGGCAGACGGUCGAGGAAGAGGAGCUAAGAAGGAAAAUCCUAACAAAAGUAACACAAAAUAUAUCGAUUACAGUUCGAAGAUUUUAGGCUCAUCGAACCGAAGUAUAGAUAAGCAAACAUCGGAAAUAACUGACCCAAACAAUUUCUCUGGCCGACAUCAAAUUCGUGGUGUGGUUCAAAAUGAGAACAAGAAUGUGCUUCAAAAUGUCGCCAUAACCGGUAAGAAUGUGGUCGCACUCGGCAAGAAGGACAAGGGGGAUAACUCUCUAGAAAAUUCUCGGAUCGAAGUUCGACAACCAUCGAAAGGGGACUCGGUAAAACCGGAAGUAGAACCGAGCAAAAGCGCAUGUGCAAAUAUGGCUGAUGUCAGAAAGCUGGCGAUCAAGGAAAUUGCCCAGUACGACUUCGAUGAGUAUGAGCGAAGUUUACGCGAAAAUGGUUGGCGAAUGGAACUCCAGGGAAAUAAAUUUGGGUUAAAGAAAACACCUAUUCGUCUUCCUUACUGGGUGCCUUUGGUCGUCCCAAAAGUAUCGGAACGACCGCCUGUCUUUCAUACGAAAGCGUCCAGCACCUUCUUUUAUAACACAAUACCAAGUCGGCCGAAACGAAUCACUGUUUCCCAAAACUGGCACUCUGAAAUCGGAUACGAACAACGACUGGCUAAUAUUAACCGGAAGAGGCGUGGUUACCACUACCGGAACUGGUCAUUCGUUUAUUAA